Messenger RNA from Pocillopora verrucosa, 3480 nucleotides. The record is from RefSeq and is a predicted model, not a curated record. Lineage: Eukaryota; Metazoa; Cnidaria; Anthozoa; Scleractinia; Pocilloporidae.
UCCGCUCCACCCCUUGGAAUGCUCGUACGGGCCAUAAAUUGGAAGUUAGGAGGAUUUCGCAAGCAUUAGCAUUCCUGUCUCCUUUAAACCCACGGCUCUUUGUGUUUGAUUCAAAGGAUUGACUAAGUUACCACUACUUGAUUAGCGAAAAGAAGUUUUAGCUAUGGGAAAUUUAAUUGGAAUUGACUCUCACAAGAAGCAACAGAUCGAAGACAUUGCUCAAGAAUUUCUACAAGAGUUCACGUUAGCCUACAACACAGCCUAUGGAGUUGAAUACACAAAGUUAACCUUGAAGGAAAUUGAUGCAGAAUCCUUUGCAGAAGAAAAACCAGCUUAUCAGUUAAUGCAGAGAUCGUGGGAUAGUAUCAAAAAUCCAUUAAAAAUGGGAUAUCUCACAAAGAAAGGAGCAGUUGUCAAGAACUGGAAGAGACGUUACUUUGUGGUUAAUCCUGAUUACUCUGUUGACUAUUUUGAAAAUGAAGAGGCAUAUGAGAAAGGUUUCAAACCCAAAGGCACCAUUUUUCCUUGUGGAUAUGAAGUCAAUGGUAACUUGGACGAAACAAUGGCAGAGAGAGUAAAGAAUCUGGCAAAACAGAUGAAGGUAGACGAGAAAGAAAUAGGCACCCCAGAAAAGUACCCUGAACACACAUUUGAGGUUUCCCAUUCUAGAAGAAGGUCUUAUCUCAUCACCGCUGAAAAUGAUGAAGACAAGCAUGCCUGGAUUGAAGCUUUCAAAGUUUGUUGCAGAAAAGCUGAAGGAUUGAAAAGUGAAGAUCCCGUGGGCCGUGCUGCUUUUAAAGUGGCUUUGUGGAAGACGUACUGGAGGUACAGAGUUGAAGGAACAGAGGAACAGGUUCUCAGUGAUAUCCUUGUGGACAGGAUCAACUAUCGUGUCAUGUCUGAUGUGUACGCUGAGAUUCGAGGAGGCUGGACAAUGAAGCAAAAGAUCAGAGAGCAGGUUGUGAAGACUUUAGAUUCUCUUGUAAUGGCUAUGGUCAUUCCAUCAUGGAAAGGAAUGCAGGAAUCUUCUCAGCAAAUGAAAACAGUCCUUGAGCCAACUAUCAAAGACAAAAAGGAUGAACUGGCUGCCGUGCAGCGCAAAGUCAUGUGGGAUUUAUCAGAGCUUCUGAAAAGUACUGUGGAAAAAGUGUUGAAGGACAUGGAAGAGACCAUGAAAGAAAUGAGUAAUCUUUUAAGAACAAGGAUGGAACAAGGUUUGGCAGAGUUAAGGAAAAUUUUCAUCAAGAAAAUCGAUGAAGUUAUUGAGAAAGCGAAGAACACUAAUGAAAUUGAAGCAUCCUUGCCUUCAUUCUUCCAGACGUUGGACAGAGCGCCUCGUUCAUUGUCCGUGUUGUACGAUGCUUUAGUUUGCAUUCGCUUUGUGAGCGCGCUCCACGAGAAGUUUCAUGAGCGUAUCAACAAACUGAACGGUCAUCUGGUGACAGACAUCGGAUCUGACAAGUUGGCUCAGCUUCUGGACUCAGCCAUGUUUACUUUUGAGGAACGUUUGAAUGAAGGAAUCUCUGGUACUGACGCGAAGGCAAACGGUGAAACAGCCGCGGACAUAAUGAAAGUCGUCAAGGAGGAAGUACUUUUGAAAUACGACGAGGACCAAAAAGUCGUGCUUGAAGAGUACUUGAUGGAGUCAAUGCUGUGCAUGUUGGUGCCUCACACCCACAGCUUCACGGAUGAAGUUUGCAAACCAAUGAUCAAACCAGUGGAAAGUAGCAUACCAGACCCCCUCCGUCAAGCAAUUUCACUCAAUGACAAAUAUGAUACCUACGUGGAAACGAGCUUACGGGACACAAUCAAGAAAAUUUCUGGCAUCGGAGGUUCACCAGUGGCUCAACCAAGUGGCGAGCCCACAACCGAAGAAGAGAAGACCGUGGAACCGAAAGCCGAUGAGCAGGCGAAAGACAAUGAUAAAACCUCGACUGAGCAACCCCAAGCUGAAGAGAAGGCCGGAGAAAAACCGGAUGAGACCGCAAAUGGGAACUCUGUAGAGGUCGAAGAGAAACCAAGUGAAGGCGACGAGAAACAGAAUGAGCUUGAAGAUAAGUCGAGUAAGGCCGACGAGAAACCAAGUGAGGACGAAGGGAAACCGAGUGAGGCCGAAGGUAAACCAAGUGAGGACGAAGGGAAACCGCGUGAGGCCGAAGGGAAACCAAGUGAGGACGAAGGGAAACCGAACGAGGCUGAAGAGAAACCAAAUGAGGACGAAGGGAAACCAAGUGAGGAUGAAGCGAAACCGAACGAAGCCGAAGAGAAACCGAUUGAGGCUGAAGUGAAAACGGAAGAACCUGAAACCGAGAAAUGUGAACUAACAACAGAGCUUUGAAAAUUGCUGCUAAGAUAACUUAAUGUAGACAAGUAAACUCUUACUGAAAUCCCACAAUAUACGGGGGCUGUACUGUUAGACUCUCUUCUUUCUACAACGGAAUUUAAGUGUAGGAAUACAUUAACGAGAGUCGCCAGAAAGAAAUAGGCUGUCAAUUGCUUCACGAAGCUGUUUGAAUGGGAUGUUAGCUUAUGAAACAAAUUCGUAUUCCUUCUGUACAGUUACUUGAGUUCCACAGAAAAUACUUCUCGAAACCAUGGUUUAGUUGAGCAGCUCUUUCAAACGGUAAUGGAAAAAAUUCAUAUGUGCAUAUCCGUUUUUCGAAGUAUUUUUGUAUUAACCACACCUUACACAGGAAAGUAAACUUAGAAAUGAGUAUUGGCGGCCAUAUAGUGCUUUCAUCUUGUCCGAACAUCUCUCAGAUUAUGCAUUUUAUAUUAAGAGGCAACUCGUCUGCCCUCGUCUAGAGGCAUCGCAGGGCGUGAUCCAUCUUUAUCUGACGUUAGCUUGAAACCGAAACUGAAAAACAGGUUUAAGAGUCACCGAUCGGCAAGGUUUUUCCUCAGUCCUAUGUGUGGGAGACGCAGGGGAUGGCAGCUGACAGAUCAAAUUUUAGACCCUGAGGCAGGGCUUUAAUGUCGAAAUCCCUACUCAACGGGGAGUCCUCUCGGUCUGUUUUUCGUUGAUAGCCCCCCCCCCACUUCCGCUCGUCCUAAGUCAAACCAUUGAUAGGUGCAUUAUGUAAAACAGCCAACUGUCAGGAAAACCUAACGAAACCUUUGGGUCGGCAUGCGGUGGAAUGGCAUCUUGUGAUUCUUGUCCUUGGAAAGAAGUAUACCACUCCUUACUGUUAACAAUUGAUACGUAGAGAAACAACACUGGUGUUUCAGAACGUCAUAUUUAAUUUCUCAACUAGACAAAUAAAUUCGAACCAGUUCCUGUAGGAACAUUUAAUUAAAGGAACAAAUAUUGCUAAGACAAGGGUAAAUAAAAAAAUAUUCUGUUAAUUAUUAAUAGGCCUAAUGAAUGGAUUUAUGUGGUGAGUACGAUUGUUAGCACUUGUUAUGCAUUCAUGAAAUAAUACACGUAGAGCAUAAAGUACUGUACAAUAUAAAUUUGGCCGAAUAAAAUUAAAAAGACUA